Messenger RNA from Acaromyces ingoldii, 495 nucleotides. Its product is annotated as DUF1077-domain-containing protein. Lineage: Eukaryota; Fungi; Basidiomycota; Exobasidiomycetes; Exobasidiales; Cryptobasidiaceae. Gene Ontology annotation, biological process: protein folding in endoplasmic reticulum. The coding region runs from base 1 to 495 and encodes 164 amino acids. Gene Ontology annotation, cellular component: EMC complex. The record is from RefSeq and is a predicted model, not a curated record. The transcript is spliced from 4 exons.
AUGUCGAGCAGGACGUCCAAGGUGCUCGACCCUCCUGGCUUCAAAGCGCUGCAGAGCACCCAAGGCAAUUCGAAGCGCACAAGCAAGGCUCCUGUCAGGUCAGUGCCCUCGGCGGCGGACGUGGAAGCCCUCAAAUCGAAGCGGGCGUGGGACGUGGCAAUCGCACCGGCCAAGUCGUUGCCCAUGAACGGCUUUAUGCUGUACAUGUCUGGAUCAGGCGUUCAGAUCUUCAGCAUGAUGGCCGUCGGUAUGCUCCUCACCGGUCCCAUCAAGGGCAUUGUUUCGAUUCAGCAGUCUUUUGCGCCAUUCUCAACUCCAGGAAAGGCAACAGCACUCAUCCCGCAGCAGGUCACAUUCGUCGCUUGCCAACUCAUGUUGAUGGCGCUCGGCAUCUACAAGUGCUGGAGCAUGGGCCUCCUCCCGACCGAGAGUAGCGACUGGCUCGCAUGGAGACAGCCGAGAGUGCCAUUAGAAUUUUCGCCGUUGUACCCUUGA